Molecule: messenger RNA, 345 nt
Organism: Nicotiana tabacum (common tobacco)
Lineage: Eukaryota; Viridiplantae; Streptophyta; Magnoliopsida; Solanales; Solanaceae
Source: RefSeq, a predicted model, not a curated record
AUGGGUUUCUUGAUGCCUAUUGGGAUUCUUGUAAUGAGAAUGUCAAAUGCCUAUUGGCAUGAAAAUCAGUAUCUCAACAGAGAAGCAAAAGAAGGGGCGUAUGGUUUUAUUUCCACUGAGAUCGUCAACAUAUAUACAGGUUUACAAGCACGUAUUUGGAACUGGCAUUUCAGUGUUGAGGUUGCUGUUAUCGCAUUCAUCUAUCUAUUCCAACAAAAAUGGCACUAUAUAAAUCAAUCAGGAGUGAUUUUAGGCAAUGAAUCAGUACUAACAACGGAUCAACAAACAUCUCCAACAGAUGAGAAAAAGGAAAUGUCACCCAUGCCAUCAUCAGAGCCAUGUUAA